CCCUUUGGGUGCCGGCGUCUCACCAGCGUUGGCCUUGGGCUUCUGGACUCCUGACCGCGGCUCUUCGCCUGGCAUUGCCCGGGGUCGGGGGGGAUCGCGUGUGAAACCGUGUCUUUGGCUGCGAAGAGUGCUCCCCGCAGCACGAAAGGGGCGCCCUGGUCUCGGGACCACUGCCCCCUCCCUGCGUGGUGCGAUGAGUGCCAACGAGGACCAGGAGAUGGAGCUAGAAGCAUUACGUUCUAUUUAUGAAGGAGAUGAGAGUUUCCGGGAAUUGAGCCCAGUUUCAUUUCAAUAUAGGAUAGGUGAAAAUGGCGACCCCAAAGCCUUCUUAAUAGAGAUUUCCUGGACAGAAACAUAUCCUCAGACACCUCCAAUUAUAUCUAUGAAUGCUUUUUUUAACAACACCAUAUCAUCAGCUGUAAAGCAGAGUAUCUUAGCCAAGUUACAAGAAGCAGUGGAAGUUAAUCUUGGAACUGCUAUGACCUAUACGUUGUUUGAAUAUGCCAAGGACAAUAAAGAACAGUUCAUGGAGAAUCACCAUCCUGUCAAUUCUACAACAUCCACAGGCAAUAUUAUCUCAGUUGAAACACAAAAUGUAGCCUCGUCAAGUAAGAAAAAAGACAAAAAAGAACAACUUUCAAAAGCCCAGAAACGUAAGCUGGCAGAUAAAACAGAUCACAAAGGGGAACUUCCUCGAGGCUGGAACUGGGUUGAUGUCGUGAAGCAUUUAAGCAAAACCGGCUCUAAAGAUGAUGAAUAGCAUUUGGACCUAAAGAAAAGGAAAGCGUCCUUUAAAAAGUAAAAUGGGCUCAACACCUUUCAUUACUAUUUUCUGAUAUUGAGGUGGCUUUUUUAUAUAAUACAGGUUUUUGUAUGUUUCUUAAAAAUAUUGUAAGUAGAAAGUUCAUGGAGAGAUCUGGUUGUAUUAAAUUAUUUUCUCAAACUUGCCUUAAUAAAAGGUGAAAUUGUUAACAUUGUAUAUUUGAUGAAGCCCUCUGAGCUUUGUGAAUGGACAGGUAUGGGUAUACUAACAGUAUUUAUUUGUAUGCUCUUACUACAGUGGAUGUGAUCAUUUUUAAAGGAAUAUGAAGCCGUUUUCAGGUUGUAGAGCCAAAUAUUGACUGAGUCACCACUUGAUCCAUAGCAUGACCAUAUUAUAGGCUUCUCUCAUGUUAAAGUCCUCCUCCCUUCUUUUGCCUAGUUACUGAGGUGUAAAUUGCUGCCGAGAAAUUCAAAUCCCAGUGUUUGAACUUUAUAUGAUACUCUUUGUAGUUCCUUUUUUUAAAAAAUUUUUCAUCAGUGAGUGAACUGCCUCCCUUUAAUAAAUUGAUAACCUAUUUAUACCCUUGUUAUUUGGACCAGGGUGUUUGAUCAUGUGGUCAGAGAAUAUUAAAACAAAUCUGCCAAAUACUUUAGAAAGACAUUUGUUAGCUCUUAUUUAAAACAUUUCUCUUUGCUGCAAAUAUCAGGAUAGGGAAAAAAAGGAUGCCUUAAUAUUUAAUUUUUGUAUUGUAGAAGACAGUGGUUUUAAUAAAUUCCUAUUUAUCUGUUAUUGCGUUUUUAGUUGUUGGAUAAUAGGUCUUUAAAUGAGUUUAACAUAAAACCAUAUUUCAAGUCCUGGGAUGUUCUUUUUUGUAGUGUCUUUUUAACAUCCAGAUGUAUUUCUCAAUCUCUACAUCUUCAUACUAUAUAUAGAACUCUUGAAAUGCCGAACUGUUACACAUGCUUGACUUUCAACAAUUAUCAGUAGAGAGAAGGGUAUAGUUUUAGUAGGGAAAGUUGUUGAUACUUGCGUGUGAUUUACACAGUGACUUUGUAUGUGCUCCUAGCUUUAAGAACUCUUAGAACUACUGCUGUGGAUUUGGAAGGGUAGGUUGUUUGUACAUCAAGUUAUAUUUCUAUAGUUGUUAUCUGAGGUUUUAAAGAAUACUUUUAAAGAAGUUACCUUAGCAUAGAUAGAGCAGUUGGAGAUAUGUCCAUGGUUUUUAACACAGUUAAUCUUGGCUUCAUUAAAUUGUCCGAAUUAUAAAGUAAAUGUAAUUGCAGUUAAGGAAUUUAAUGUCAUUUUCAAAAGCUGAAUCACAUUUUGUGUCUGGAAUUAAUGUUAAAAUUGAGGACCACUACAAUAUGCCAACUUGUAUUUUCAAGAUUCUGUAUAUGUAAUUUUUGGUGUUAGGUUGAUUUGUUUGAUCAUGUUUUCUUGAAAAAAUAUUUGGUAAUGGAAAAAAAAAACACAUUUUGUUCUACUCUGGAAAUUCUGACACUCAUCAAGGUAUGUUGUGGUUCAUAGAUUACAAAAAAAAAUGCUAGUUAAAUGCCAAUGAACUAUUUUUACUCUUUUUAUAUGAAAUAUACAAAUUUCUGGGGUGAUGGUGUCGUGGGGGCCUCUUGUUAUCUAUCAUAAAACACUUGAAUGUUGUCAUCAAUCUAUCAUGACUAGCCAACACUCCCAGUAUAUUUUCUCACUUGUGUAGAAUGACAAAAUUAAUAAGCAAUAAAGUCUGAAUUACAGAGA
Molecule: messenger RNA, 2515 nt
Organism: Dipodomys spectabilis (banner-tailed kangaroo rat)
Lineage: Eukaryota; Metazoa; Chordata; Mammalia; Rodentia; Heteromyidae
Gene: Rwdd4
Product: RWD domain containing 4
Exons: 8
Coding region: 194-760 (188 amino acids)
Molecular function (GO): protein binding
Source: RefSeq, a predicted model, not a curated record